CAGUGAGUACUAAGCUCUUGUCGCGCGUGCAGUGCCGUGCUGUGUAUGUGUCUCACUACAGGAUACUCGCGUGUUCAACUACCCCCGUCAUGAUACCAAGGGGCCUCGUAUGGGGCUGUCUAUUGUCGCUGCUGGUCCGCUGCGGACAACCCAUCCAAUACACUCCCCUGGACACGAACGGUGGGGAGUGCGCGCUGCUCCUGGGGAGGGACAGGUCGUCACUGUAUGAGUACAGCACAAACCUACUCAGAGGGACGCUAGGAUAUGGCGGCGGACAAACGUGCAUAACAUAUGAUGCAGUCAAUCAAGCAUAUAUAGAAGCUAGGAAAAGAAUACAUGUGACGGUGCCGCCGGUGGAGCGUGAGUGGAAGACCGAGGAGAUUGCCAAAGUGGGCGAACUGCUGCUGGACAUCUCCGCCCAACUCACCAAAACAUAUGGUUUGACCAUGGAAGAAGUCGAGACGGGGCUCCCGCAGAUCGAUACGUCCAAGACACUUAUCCAAGAGGUCUGUCCGCCCUACCUCUCCAACGUGGAGUGUCAUGCGGGCAAGUAUCGUCGACUAGAUGGUCUCUGCAACAACAUCAACAACCCUUCCUGGGGCGCCACCAUGACACCCUUUACCAGGCUCGUCCCUCCUCAGUUCGCGGAUGGAUUGAAUGCACCUCGCCAGUCUGUGCUGGGUCAUUCUCUGCCGCUGCCCAGGAUCGUCUCACGCACCAUGCAUCCUGACGAGGGGUACCACGAUCACGCUGGCACUGUCAUGGUUGUCGCCUGGGGACAGUUCAUGGACCACGACUUCACUCUCACAGCGACACCUCUCGACGCUCGCAACAAGAACGACCCUGAGGAAUGCUGUGACAGACCUCCCCACUUGAAGCACCCUUACUGCCUGGAGAUUGUCGUGCCCGAUGAUGACUACUUCUACAGAGGAUACAAGGUGAAGUGCAUGGACUUCGUGCGUUCCUUCCCUUCCGUCAGACCAAACUGCCGCCUUGGAUCUAAAGUACCGUACAACACUCUGACUGGAGUCAUUGAUGGAAACACAGUGUAUGGAGUGAAUGAUGCGUUUGGAAGACAUCUGAGGUCAGGCUAUGGUGGUGAGCUAAGAAUGAACCCCGUGUUCAGUGAGUAUGGCCUCAAGGACCUCCUCCCACUCAAGCUGGACAUCCCGGACGAAGGCUGCACCCGUACCAACAGCUCCCAGUUCUGCUUCGAGGCCGGAGAGAUACGAGUGAACGAGCAGCUGGUGCUGACGUGUAUGCACACUCUGAUGGCACGUGAACACAACCGAGUGGCGAGGGGUCUGUCGACAAUCAACCCCCACUGGGACGAUGAGACCCUCUAUCAGGAGGCAAGACGCAUCGUGAUCGCGGAGAUUCAGCACAUCACAUUCAACGAGUUCCUGCCCAUCAUCCUGGGCAAGGACGUCAUGGAGAAGUUUGGCCUUAUGCUGCAGAAGGAGGGCUACUGGGACGGCUACGAUCCAAAUGUGAACCCCAAUAUCAUCGCCGCGUUCUCCGCUGCCGCCUUCAGGUUCGGGCACUCCCUGCUGCCCACCGCAGUUGAGAGGUGGAGUAAGGCACACAAGUUCAUCUCUUCAAAGAGGCUGUCAGACCUGAUUCGUCGGCCGUAUGAUCUGUACCGAGCUGGGGUGCUGGACGAGUACCUGAUGGGACUGAUGAACCAGGUGGCUCAGGCUAUGGAUGAUUCAAUAACACAAGAGGUGACUAAUCACCUGCUGAAAAAGCCAGGUAACCGUUUCGGAUUGGAUUUGGUGGCUUUCAACAUGCAGAGAGGCCGUGAGUUUGGUGUACCAGGAUACAUGCAGUACAGAAAGUUCUGUGGACUGCCCACUGCUGAGUCAUUUGAGGAAUUAUUUGGAAGCAUGCCGAACUCUACUGUCUACAGAUAUGCCUCAAUAUUUGCACACCCCAGUGACGUCGACCUGUGGUCCGGUGGAGUCUCAGAGCGUCCACUACCGGGAUCCAUGAUCGGACCUACCUUCGCCUGUAUCAUCGCCACCCAGCUGAGCUUCGCCAGAAGAGGUGACAGGUUCUGGUACGAGUUGCCCAAUCAGCCAUCUUCCUUCACCCCUGAACAACUACAAGAGCUGCGGAAGAUAAAGCUGUCAAGGAUUAUGUGUGACAACACGGACCUGCUAGACACUGUGCAGAUCUACCCCAUGGUGCUGCCUGACCACGAGAUCAACCCACGAGUUCCCUGCAAGGCGGGAAUCAUCCCCUCCAUAGACCUGACCAAAUGGGCAGAGUUCCCCAACCCCGCCCACUACGUGAGUAAUUAUGCCGAAGACUUCGCCUCUCUCCUGAAGAAGUGACGCACACUGCUUAGCAUUUAGCAGGGGUUGAGUGUACAUAGGCGUCAUACAUCUUGUAUAUUGGUACCAUCUCUUCAGUUCACCCUAGCUCCCUUUGAGUUUUUUCAAUGGACCUAAAGACAAUUCUUCUCACCUAACCUUUUUACAAUUUUGCGAAUGUACAUGUUAAUAUGAAUAAUGAGAUAUUCACGGAAUCAAGAUUUUAAUUAUACAAAAAAUCUGUUAUAGAAACUUGUUUUAAAAUUUUGGUUUGAAAAAAAAAAUUAAACUAAGGAAUAAUUGUUAUUAUUUGGUACACAUUGUUUGCAAUGUUCGGAAAUACGACGUCAAUUGUCAACUAUGAACAUUUGAACAAUGUCAAUAAUUUCUAAUCCUAAUAAUAUUUUAAAAAGUUAUACAAGAAGUGCGGUUUUAAGGAAUAUGUAAAAAAUUUCACAUUAUAAGCAAAAACGUAUUAGCUGUCCUCACAUAAAACCGUAAAGCAUUUUCAAACACGAGUGUUAUCUUUUUAGGUUAUUGUGUAUGAGAAAUAUUCAGAUUAUUAACACGUUAAAAAAUCGUUUCAAAGCACAGAACUUCAUCGAAAACAUGUAAACAUUAAAAACAUGUAAUCUAGUUGUUAACUUGAGAAAAAUUUUUUAACUUACGUGUAUAUUGGUCCCGUAAUUUACCGUAUGCUGUAUUUAUUUACUUUAUUUAAUAUUUAAUAUGUGUGUUAAUUUAUAACUUAAAACACAUCUGACAUCAAAAAAGUAUAGAAGGAAACCCGAAACUCGUUUUAAUAUCCUAAACUAAAAUUCUUGAACACGUUUAGAAUGAAAUUCGUUAAUUUAAACUCGUGCCUGUGACCUCUUACACAUCAAAGUACAAAACUAUUUUAAGACACAGCUUAUGGUGUUGCCAUCAUUUUUAAAUCUGGUUGUGCCAAAAUUAGAAUAAGAUAAUACAGGAAUCCUGUGUUGCCUAAAUCCCAUUAUUCUCUAGUAUUAAGAUUUUUAUAAAAUGAGAAUGUAUUGCGUAAGACAAAUGUUUUGCUUUAAACAAUACGUUUUGGUUAUGGUGUAUUGUGGUACAUUACACUGUUGCUUGCUUUCAUAUUAUUUAUUUUUAUUAUUGUAAAUAUUACGUGAUACACUAUUAAAAUAUAUUAACGUGGAACACACUUAUAAAUUAUUUGUGACUGUAAGAUAUUUUUUAACAAUAUACCGGCAAUUAAUUAACCAAUCUACUUAAUCGAUUUAAUUUGGCUGAUUUUACUAGAUGUACCAGAUAGGGUUAAAAUUUACUAGUAAAUCACCGGUCAAAUAAUUAGUAUUUCAAGUAUUUAUUGAUGUACAAUGUUUAUUUUUUUAUGAUUAAAAAAAUUAGUAAAUUUACUAAAACUAUGUUUAAAAUUUAGUAGAAAGCCAUAGUAAUAUUAGUAAAAUAUAUUAGUAAAUAUAUUAGCAAAAACCUUUACAUUAAAAAUAUUUUACAGGAAAUUAUAUUAUUUCUGUUGCGUUUUAAUGAUAAAAUUAGCCUUAAAAAUAAUAUAUCCUUUUAGGGAACUGUUUUAUUGUAUUUCAAAAUGGAAAAAAUGGAGGGAACGUUAUGUAAGUAAGACUUAAUUCAUCAUCAUUUCAUAUUUCAUGAGAUAUAAGCGGAGAAAAUCAUAUGGAAAAUUGAGACAACCAUUAUUUUGGACAAUUUUGUCUUGUUUGAUUACAUUAUAUCUUAACAAUCAAACUUUUGCCAUACCAUAGUGUUAAUUAAUGUUACCACUGCCAUUAUCAGUUUCGAUUGUACGCUGUUGUAAAAUAUUUUAUAUUCAUUUUACUUUAAGUAAUUUUUGUGUUAGUUUUAUACGAGUAUUUUGUAUUGAAUGAAUGAUUGAUAUUGUAGUUCAUGUUUACUAUGUAAAGAUUGGCUGGCUUGUCGUGUAUUGUGAAUAAUAAAAUUUAUAGCAAUUG
Messenger RNA from Homalodisca vitripennis (glassy-winged sharpshooter), 4285 nucleotides. It is a transcript of the gene cysu, whose product is annotated as peroxidase. The record is from RefSeq and is a predicted model, not a curated record. The transcript is spliced from 18 exons. The coding region runs from base 90 to 2336 and encodes 748 amino acids. Gene Ontology annotation, molecular function: heme binding; peroxidase activity. NCBI's taxonomy places the organism in Eukaryota, Metazoa, Arthropoda, Insecta, Hemiptera, Cicadellidae. Gene Ontology annotation, biological process: response to oxidative stress.